Molecule: messenger RNA, 979 nt
Organism: Rubroshorea leprosula
Lineage: Eukaryota; Viridiplantae; Streptophyta; Magnoliopsida; Malvales; Dipterocarpaceae
Source: the annotation of a GenBank genome assembly
CUGGUCCAUUGUCUGGUCCACUCCUUCUAACAUUUGUCAUGCAAUGAAUGGUGAUGAGGGACUUGGUUCUUGUGGCUAUAACAGCUACUGUCUAAUUGGCAUUAAUGGACAGCCGAGUUGUCAUUGCCUCCCUGGCUUCAAUUUCUCUGAUCCAGACAACAAGUUCAUUGGAUGCAUUCAGGACAGGAUACAGGAUUGCAAUCCGGGUCCUUCAAAAGCAGAGGAUUUGUAUAAUAUGCAUCAGUUACCAAACACAUACUGGCCGAACUCUGCAAAUUAUGAACGAACGGAAUCAAAUGAAGAUGAAUGUAAUCAAUCUUGUCUCUAUGAUUGCGAAUGUGUGGUUGCUGUACUUGCAGAAGAAGAAGCUGCCGCUAACGAAUGGGAGGGACCUAAUAUGCCUCCACCGCAGAAGAAAGCUCAAUCAACUCCAAUUCUGGUGAGAUCAUUUCUUUUAGGUGGCUCAGCAUUUAUCAAUUUCCUGCUUAUAACUGCAAUCUCUAUACUAGCUACUUGGUCUUGCAACAGAAGACAAAAACCGAGUCAAAUGUCAAGCAUCUUGGAAAGUAAUCUACGGUCUUUUGCUUACCAAGAUCUUGAGGAAGCCACAGAUGGGUUCAAGGAAGAACUCGGGGGAGGUGCUUUUGGAAUUGUGUAUAAAGGUGUUUUGCACCCUCCUCAUUCAACAAUUUGCAUUGCUGUGAAAAAAUUAGACAAAGUAACGCAAGAAGGUGAGAAGGAAUUCAAAACAGAGGUGAAUGCCAUUGCCAAAACUCAUCACAAGAAUUUGGUCAGAUUGAUUGGAUUCUGUGAGGAAGGGCCGCACAAGCUUUUGGUAUAUGAGUUCAUGAGCAAUUGAACACUAGCUAGUCUCUUGUAUGGAGACUGUAGACCUAAAUGGAAGAGUCGCACUCAAAUGGCAUUUGAGAUUGCAAGAGGGCUAGUGUAUUUGCAGGAGGAGUGCAGCAUAUCCAUUAUU